AUGUCUUCUGCCUCGCUCAUUGUCCCAUUGGCUCUUUGGAACCACCUGCCAAACGUGCAGGUGACUACAGUUGCUUAUAAGGAUGGACAUGUGGUUACAGGGUUAAAAAAUGGGCAUAUUUGGAUUUAUCGAUGCCGGGUUAACGGGGAGAAGAAUGAACUUGAGCUGGAACACAAAAUUCUCUGCAUUGGUCACAAGUCCGCUGUCGCUGCACUAACAAUAGUUGAGAGUCAAACAGAUGGAAGUACUGGCAAUGAUCAUGUUGUGAUUAGCGCUUCGCAGGACGGAGAAAUAAUCAAGUGGUGUUUAGUGGAUGGACGAUGUCUUCUAAGUUGCUCGCGUGGUUUUGAUGGUAUACCGAAAAGUUUAAAACCUCUGGCAGGAUCUGCACAGCCAGCAAAGUUUCUUUUAUGUUCUGGAUUUUCAAAUGAAAUUAUUAUUUUGGAUUGUUUGACAUUAGAGGUUGUUCGAGUAUGGGCCGGUCACAAUGACUGGGUAACUUGUACACCCUUCUACGACUCGGACGCACGUCAAGUUCGACUACUAACUGCAAACUUUAACGGAAAACUACUUAUCUGGACAUUCGACGAACUAAAGAAAACGAUAAUCAAAUCUUACGAAUAUGUCGGAAACUUGGACGUGUAUGGUGACAAAAUUUUGGAAUUGAUUAGUAAUCCGUAUGAUGUUGGUGUCGUGUUUGCAGUGUCUAAGAAGAUUGUAACUCUAUUUACAAUACGAAGCGACAAAGUGCUUAAUAUGCAAUUCAUUACAUGUCCAAAAGAAGGUGAAAUUUGGAUGAGCGGCGCGUUUCUUUCCAAAACACGCGUGUUGCUAUGGACAAAGACAGGCGAGGCCUAUUUAUAUCUAUUACCAUCACACAGUGAUCGAAAAAGUUACCAAGAGUUUGGGUCGGGUCAUCAUGCUUUGUUAUCACGAUCAAGCUUGAAUGUCUCAGUUCGCCGCUCGUCGUUACCGCCGAAUGAUAAUCAUGAUGUUAUUUUACCUCCAGUUUCGUCAAGGCCAGUGCUACUGGAAUCUCUGCAUCACCAUCAUGAUGAUCCUGAUACACACACAGCAAUGACGACGGUAUUCAUGCCAACUACCCUUGAAGAAAACUCAAAUAAUUGGUAUUUAAUCAGUUUUCGUAAUCGGACAGACGGGCCGGCAUAUGCUUGGAAGCUACUGCCUAUGAAUCAACUAGAACAAUCUAAGGCAACUGAAACAGAAUGGUCUCGAGAGAAAAAUAUCUCCAAUUUAUGGCCACUAGAUAAUCAAAAUAAUUCUUCAUCAAAAGUAACCAUAACAGCUAGUGUAUAUGAUGACCAAAUUGCUUUUGGAUAUGAAAACGGAGAAAUAAAGCUUAUUCCUAGUUACCUUGUAUUCACACAACCAAUUGACCAAGACACCCAAGAAAUUCAAACACUUAGUGGUCACACGGGUUGUGUAACUUGUUUAUAUUCACCGAAUAUGAGUAUUUUUGGAAAGAAGUAUUUGAUUUCGGGUGGUGAGGAUUGUUCAGUGCGCAUUUGGAGUCUGGAAAAUGGUAAACGUCUGGCGACAUUUACUGCCCAUUCGCAACCGGUCAGAAAAAUUCUUGAACCACCUGCAGACGUCGGUAUUCGAAUCCGGGGUUGUGUUAUUUCAGUGGGAAAAGAUAAUUCGCUAGCGAUUAUCUCAUUGGAGAAAAUGGAUUGUCUGUAUGUCUUUAGUGGUUAUCUAUAUCCUAUAAUGGGAAUACAGUGGCGUCCGACCGAAGAUUCUAUUUUACUCUCAUAUGGUGAUGAAACAGUUCACGUUUGGCAGUUGCAAUCAGCUUUUCUUGUUCGUAUUGUCAAAGGGUCAACUGCACGAGAUAUGAUAAGUGAUAAACAAUGGAAAAUAAGUCGAAUAACUUUGACCGAUUCUGCAAAACACGCCUACCACAAGGGCAAGACUUUCAAUUCAUUCGCGAUAGACUCUCACGAGAACCCGAAUUCUACUCCUCACAUUUUCAUGAUUAAUAUAAGACAACUCAUCAAUGAUAUUUAUCAUUAUCACGUAUCUGCGUUGGGAUCAUUCUCGCAUAACAAAACAAAUGGCGCUACGAAUGAACUAGGCGUCGGGAUAAAUGGAAACGACGACCUUGACGAGAAGUCUUUAUCUUCACAGCAAUCUAAAGUUUUUUCAUGGACUACUUCGACCAAUACUGCGACGACAACACAAAUUUCUAACGGGACACAAUCUUCGGAUUCGUUGUCAGAGCAACCGCCGCAAGCGACAGAGAGCGUAGCUUUGGGGGCGAACGUUGUGCAAGGACUAGUCUCGGCAUUGAUGUCUUGGGAUAUUAAUCCCUCGUUAGAUAGUAUAUGUAUCCAACGAUUGGGACUAAGAAAGCCUGUUGAUAGUAUUACUUUCGGAUUAAGAGGGGCAAAUGGAAAUUUGUCAAUUGCUGCUCCUUCUAGGCACCGAAUAUUACUGUGGCAAAUAUCUUCGAAUAUGACGGCUACAUAUCUGUUGGCGAUUGUCGGGUUGAUCCGGUCGUUUCUUUCUAUGAAAGGUGGUCUUAGAAAUUUACGAUUAGAGAAAUAUGCAAGUGAUAUAUUAACACAUUACGGGUACUCCCUGCCAGAGCUUGUGGGAAAGGGAUUUUGCCAUGCAUCCUUAUAUUUUCUUUCCAAAUAUUUUCAAGAUUCUUCAGCAGACCUACAACUUGCAGCACGAACAUUAUUUUCGUCGUCACUAAAUAGCAUGCGACAAGAAGAUCAACAAGCAAUAAUAGAUUUCUGGAAACAAUUUUUACCAGCAGUAUCUUCACCUGACUCAUACACUAAUCAAUACAUGGCAAGAGCCACGAUAUUACUGGCAAUGAUAGGUGUAGAUAAUCCGAAUAUUUUGCCGAAAAAGAUUGCAAAAAACGUAGCCAUGUCGUUGACUUUACUACUUAAUGAUGAAUCUAAACCGGCACAUCGCUUAGCAGCACUGGAGUUAUGUGGGAGAGGAUUCGCGUCAUGGGAGCCUCAUAUCCUUUUCUAA
Messenger RNA from Ambispora leptoticha, 3012 nucleotides. The record is from the annotation of a GenBank genome assembly. NCBI's taxonomy places the organism in Eukaryota, Fungi, Glomeromycota, Glomeromycetes, Archaeosporales, Ambisporaceae.